Patella vulgata (common limpet) is the source of this 1505-nucleotide messenger RNA. RefSeq lists its product as uncharacterized. The record is from RefSeq and is a predicted model, not a curated record. Lineage: Eukaryota; Metazoa; Mollusca; Gastropoda; Patellidae. The transcript has 7 exons. Gene Ontology annotation, molecular function: DNA-binding transcription factor activity. Bases 180 to 1085 code for a protein of 301 amino acids.
CGGCCCCAUUCUUCAGCGUUUAGAGUUAGAUUGAUCGUGCAGGAGAGAUUAGUUAUUUGUGAAAAUUUAAAGAAAAUAAUCAAAUGUCUCUAAAAAGAAAGAGGUGGCACAAAUUUGGAUCGUUAAAAAUUGUACAAGAGUUGUGAUUACCUUGAUCAUCCGGGACAUCAGCUUCAUCCAUGGCUGCAGCAACAAGUGGGAGGGUGCACGAGGAAUGCUGCACUUCAUAUCGACUUCCUGAAAAUGAUGAUUUAGAAUCUGUUACAGGUGGAACUCUAGCACAAAUUGAAGAAUUGAUAAAAAAACAUGAAUUAGAAACAUUAUCAAAAUAUGUUUGUAAAAAAAAGGAUAAAGAUUUUGGAAAAGAAAUUCUGGAAAUGGACUUACAGACACGAGCUGUGAGAUUCUGCGACACACAAGAAAAUGCCUGUCCAGCGAUUCCCUUUGAUGGCAUUCCUUUCAUAAUAAUAGGAAGAAAGAUAUUAGAGUGCCAUCAAGGGGUAGAUCGUGAUCUUAAACUGAAAGAGAAAAGAAGGCUGGAAAGAGAACUUUUGAGUGAAGAUGACAAUAGCUUCAAAAAAAGAAAGAGGAGGCACCAAGAGACCAAAAAGAAAUCUUGUCCCGCAUUUAUAAAAAUUCGGCAUAUUGUUAAAUUCCCAGAUUACAUGGUUAAAGAAGAUUGUAAAAAAAGAGAAAAAAUGAGGAUAAGUACACAGAUAAAAGAACAACUAAGCCAACACACAAUAAAAAUGCAGCAUCAGUUCAUUAUAUUAUUACCUACUGAGGAAGAUCAUCAAAACCAUUUUAAAGGGGAGGCAUUGCAGCUGGAACCCAUUGAGAUAGACGUCUCCAAGUUGCCAGUACCAACAAAAUCAACGUUGGAAAUAGCUUCUUCCACUACAUCCGAUAUAUGCAACCAGAUAAUGAGUUAUUCACAUGCCUGCAAUGACAUCAAUGUUCUUCUUAAACUUAACCAAGAAUUAAAAAGUUCUUUAGAAUUUUUAACAAUGUCAUUAGACCAGAUAGACCAUUUCAUUAUUGAGGAUAACCAGUUUACCUACAUUGGAUCAACGAAUGCAACAUAAAAUUAGCUUAUAUUAGAACCUCCAUUUCUGCAUGUAGUGUCUCUCUGUGAUUAAGGCACUAGCUAACUAAUCAGUUGACUGAGAAGGUUCCUCUGGAUUUCUCAACGUGGUUUCCCCUUAUCAGUGUUGUGGGACGGAGGGUCUGGCAAAAAACAAUGCCUAGCCCUUUGGAUGGAAUAGAAAACUGAGGUCCUGUGGAGACAUUCGCGUGCAUGUAAAAGAACCCUUGCAAUUUGACAAAAGUGUAAGGGGAAACACCGCUGUUUGGCCAAAAUGUCCCUUGUAACACACUGUAUGACUGUCUUUUUUUAGCAUUAGUUGAUGCAGAAAAGUGGUUGGUUAAGAAAGUCGAAGUUAGACCCCAUUUCAUUUCCUUAUAUAGUUUAAAACAAGGGUCAAUAUUUAUUUAUUUUGACAUAU